This is a messenger RNA of Phasianus colchicus (ring-necked pheasant), 2313 nucleotides long. RefSeq names its product GDNF family receptor alpha 3 (gene GFRA3). Gene Ontology annotation, molecular function: signaling receptor activity. The record is from RefSeq and is a predicted model, not a curated record. NCBI's taxonomy places the organism in Eukaryota, Metazoa, Chordata, Aves, Galliformes, Phasianidae. Gene Ontology annotation, cellular component: external side of plasma membrane; signaling receptor complex. Gene Ontology annotation, biological process: nervous system development.
AUGAAACAGCUGAACAGAAGCCAAGCCCGCAACUCGCCCCUUUCCAAACGCUCACUCGCCGGGGCGCGCGCUCCCUCACCGCCGGCACGGCGGGGCUCCGCGCCCCGCAUCGCCUCGGGGCGGCCGCGCCGCCCUCCGCCCCCACCCCGCCGGCUGUGGAGGCGGGCCGUUCCGCGGGGCGGCGCUCGCCGUUUGCACCUCGACGGGGCUGCGGCCGCUCACACGCCGACGGGCGGCGUUCGGGAUGUGAGCGGCGGCUGCGGCGCCCGGAGCGAGCGGCCGCCGGCGCCGAGCUGCAGCAUGUGGCCAGCCCUCCUCCUGGGGCUGCUCCUCUCCCGAGCCGGAGACUUCCUGGCUCUACCACGGAGUGACUGCAUAGUAGCAGAACAGCUGUGCCUCUUAGACUCCAUCUGCAAUGCCACCUACAGGACUCUGGAAAACUGUGACCUUGCUAAGACACGCUUUGUCGCGCUGGAUCAUGAUAGCAGGGUCAGAUGUCUGAAUGCAGAGCUAUACCUCGGGAACAGCUCUUUACUGCACUGCAAGUGCCAUCGGCGCAUGAAGAGACAGGAGCAUUGCCUGCGCAUUUUCUGGACCGUUCACUCCAGCAUGACAGAUGGUUAUUUCAAUUUGGAAACCUCUCCCUAUGAGAAUCCAGCAAUUGAAGAGCACUGGAAAACAGAUUAUAAUGAACUGGCAGCUCUGGUAUCAGGCUCUCAGUUAGCAGGAGAUGCAACAAACCCAUGCCUGAAAGCAACUCAUGUUUGUAAUCUGAGCAAGAAGUGUGUUCGGCUGCGCACAGACUAUGCCUCAAUCUGCACCAGAGGGGCAGGAAGUGAGGACAUGUGUGACCGUCGCAAAUGCCAUCGAGGGCUAAGAAAUUUCUUUGAGAAAGUCCCUGAGGAUUUCACUAGAAGGAUCCUAUUCUGUCCAUGUCAGGAUGAACUCUGUGGAGAACGACGCCGGAAAACUAUUGUUCCUGAUUGUUCCUUUCAGUAUAGCACCAAACCCAAUUGCCUUUGGCUUCUGGACUCCUGCUUGGAAGACCAUAUCUGCAAAUCCCGACUGGCUGAUUUCCAACAAAACUGCCAACCUGCAGAUACGUCCCCAGAUGGUUGCUCUCAGCACAACCAGGCUGCAUGCCUGCAGGCUUACAUGGGGAUGAUUGGCACACCUAUGACACCCAACUACAUCAGUAACUCCAGCGUGGAGGUCUCCCUGUGGUGUACCUGUGAAAGCAGUGGCAACCAGAAGGAGAAGUGUGACCAGAUACUUGGCAUGUUUGAGAGCAACAAAUGCCUUGAAAAUGCUAUUUGGUCUCAAAUGCACCAGAAGCUGACAGGUCUGGAAAGACAAAAAGACUUAUACUAUUCAUCUUCCCUAAAUUUCCAAGGAGACAGUGCCAGCACAUCUCUUGCUUCAGAAAUGUCCCAGGUGGCUGAAGUGAAGACACAGCAAGACACCUCUGAACACAGCAGUUUGCCUAUGGCCUCCUCUGUAUAUUCUGGAGCUGCUAUUUCUUGGCCAUCUCUGUCUCUAUUCCUUCCCCUGUUGCUGAGCCCACUUUAACUUGGCAUAAGUGACAUCUUUCCUUCCCAUAUUAUUAAUCUUAUCCCAUAUCCAGGCACCUCCCACUACUGAUUUACCCUCAAGAAACAAAAGGCCUCUAUAAAAGAGCAAGGGAACAGCCUUAGAUAACUGCAGUCACCGAAAACCUCUCCCUGACUUGUGCCCCUCUUUCCUCCAGUCAGUCUGCUCUGAGAUGCAGAUUUGGUGCCCACCAUUGCUUCUGCCACACUUAGCAUUUUGAGUGACAGUCAGGCUCAUAUUCAACCACAGUAUUUUAAAACAAGUCUGCAUUCUGUCAGAACUUGUGUGGGGUUCUGUUUCUAACUAGAGGGAUGCACAUGACACUGUUUCCUACCACCCUACCUGUCUGAGCUCUUCCAUAGGCAUAGAGUACAACAUACCAUUCUUAAGUGUCAGGUCCUGCACUUUGGCCACAACAACCCCAGGUAACACUACAGGCCUGGGGCUGGAAGACUGCCUGGAAGAAAUGGAUCUGGGGGUGUUGAUGGAUGCUUGGCUAAACAUGAGCCAGCAGUAUGCCCAGGCAGCCAAGAAGACCAAUGGCGUCCUGGCUAGUAUAAGAAAUAGCAUUGCCAACAGGGGCAGAGAAGUGAUAUGCCCUGUAUUCAGCUCUGGUGAAGCUGCACCUUAGGUACCGUGUUCAGUUUUUGGCCAUUCACUACAGGAAAGACAUCGAGGCCUUGGAGUGUGUCCAGAGGAGGGCAGCGAAGCUGGUAAAAUGUC